Messenger RNA from Sphaeroforma arctica JP610, 153 nucleotides. RefSeq lists its product as hypothetical. The transcript has a single exon. Gene Ontology annotation, biological process: protein O-linked glycosylation via mannose. The record is from RefSeq and is a predicted model, not a curated record. NCBI's taxonomy places the organism in Eukaryota, Ichthyosporea, Ichthyophonida. The annotation marks the transcript as partial. Gene Ontology annotation, cellular component: membrane; endoplasmic reticulum. Gene Ontology annotation, molecular function: dolichyl-phosphate-mannose-protein mannosyltransferase activity.
AGUCGCUGUACACGCCCUCGCGUGCACGCUACGCCAUUAUUCUGGUAAUUACUGUGUUGGCCCUGGCCACGCGCCUGUACCGAGUGUCACAGCCGAGUUCGAUUGUGUUUGAUGAGGUGCACUUUGGGAAGUUCGCGGCGUUCUAUCUUAAAG